Drosophila bipectinata is the source of this 1940-nucleotide messenger RNA. RefSeq names its product adenylosuccinate synthetase (gene Adss). Gene Ontology annotation, molecular function: adenylosuccinate synthase activity; GTP binding. Gene Ontology annotation, biological process: 'de novo' AMP biosynthetic process; IMP metabolic process. The record is from RefSeq and is a predicted model, not a curated record. Gene Ontology annotation, cellular component: cytoplasm. Lineage: Eukaryota; Metazoa; Arthropoda; Insecta; Diptera; Drosophilidae.
ACACCAACGAGACACAUUACACAUUCGCAGCGUGCUCCGAGUUUCCAACCGACCCGACGACCGUGCUUUUCCGUUCCGCUCCGUUCCGGGAAAAAUGUCAGAAUCCAGCGCCAUUAACGGCAAUCACUACGAACAGCUCCAUCAGGGCCGCACCAAGAUGUACAAGUCCAAGGUGGCCGUUGUCCUGGGCGCCCAGUGGGGUGACGAGGGCAAGGGCAAGGUGGUGGACAUGCUGGCCUCCGAUGUGGAUAUUGUAUGCAGGUGUCAGGGUGGCAAUAACGCUGGACACACUGUGGUGGCCAAUGGCACGGAGUUCGACUUCCAUCUCCUGCCCAGCGGCGUUGUGAACGAGAAGUGCGUCUCAGUGAUCGGCAAUGGUGUCGUGAUCCACCUGCCCUCGCUCUUCGACGAGGUGCUCAAGAACGAGGCCAAGGGGCUGCAGCAUCUGGAGAACCGGCUGAUCAUCUCCGAUCGCGCUCACCUGGUCUUCGACUUCCACCAGCAUGUGGAUGGCAUGCAGGAGGCCGAGAAGGGUGGCAAGUCCCUGGGCACCACCAAGAAGGGCAUCGGCCCGGCCUACUCCAGCAAAGCCACCCGCAAUGGUAUCCGUGUUGGCGAGCUUCUGGGCGACUUUAAUCUGUUCAGCGACAAGUUCAAGUCGAUUGUGGCCACGCACGUGCGCCUGUUCCCAUCGAUUAACGUGGAUGUGGAGGCGGAGUUGGCCCGAUACAAGGACUAUGCGGAGAAGGUUCGACCCUACGUCAAGGACACCAUCUGCUUCCUGCACACUGCCCUGCGGAAUGGCAAGACGAUCCUGGUCGAGGGCGCCAAUGCCGCCAUGCUGGACAUUGACUUUGGCACGUAUCCGUACGUGACGAGCAGCAACUGCAGCAUCGGUGGUGUGCUGACCGGCUUGGGUUUGCCGCCGCAGACGAUUGGCGAGGUGAUUGGCGUGGUCAAGGCCUAUACGACGCGAGUGGGUGACGGCCCCUUCCCCACCGAGCAGUUGAAUGAUAUUGGUGACCUUCUCCAGACAAGAGGCUUUGAAAUUGGAGUGACCACAAAGCGAAAGCGCCGCUGCGGCUGGCUGGAUAUACCGCUGUUGAAGUACACCUCGUUGGUAAACGGAUACACCUGUAUCUGCUUAACGAAACUGGACAUCCUUGAUACGCUGCCAGAGAUCAAGGUGGCUGUGGCCUACAAGAAGCCCAAUGGUGAGAAGCUCGAUCAUUUCCCCGGAACCAUCGCUGAGCUCGGCGCCAUCGAGGUAGAGUACGCUGUGCUUCCCGGAUGGCAAACGUCCACCGAACACAUUCGCAACUUCAAGGAGUUGCCGGAGAAUGCCCAGAACUACGUCCGAUUCCUAGAGAGCGAGCUGAGCGUUCCCGUACGCUGGGUGGGCGUGGGCAAGGGCCGAGAGUCCAUCAUCAAUGUGCAUUAGCCAACCAGAACCAGGUGCCGACGUACUUAUGCCUACAAUAUAUGUGUGUAUAUGAGACGGAAACGCUUUAAAGCCCGUUUAGCCGGAGAUGCAUAGUUGCGGAUCGGCGCAUAACUAACUAAUCCAACCACAGAUACAGAUAAUACAGCCCUAACCCACAGGAAUCAACUAAUAUUUCGACUAUCUACAAAAUUUGGACACAAAUUAUUAGCUUAUUGCUUCUUUAAGUUAUAUUUCUUAGUCUUUGAUGUUCACAAUUUCAUUUUUGAGCGUAGCUGUUGUGGCUCACACGCAUAUUAUCCUAUAUACUAUAUAAAUUGUUUUGAAGAGGACCUUAGUUUUUAAGAUCAUCAGGUGCAGUUUCAGAUUUUGUAUGCAAACGGGAAGCAGAUAUUUUUUAAUGUACAAUAACUAAAUGAUGUUGUUUUAAUAUUUAAAUACAACAGUGUGCUCUGACUUGUGUAAUUGUGUCGCAAGAUAAAUACAUUUUAAAACAGAA